Trichomycterus rosablanca is the source of this 2153-nucleotide messenger RNA. Its product is annotated as beta-1,4-N-acetylgalactosaminyltransferase 3-like. The transcript is spliced from 20 exons. The record is from RefSeq and is a predicted model, not a curated record. Gene Ontology annotation, cellular component: Golgi cisterna membrane. Gene Ontology annotation, molecular function: acetylgalactosaminyltransferase activity. The coding region runs from base 1 to 1995 and encodes 664 amino acids. NCBI's taxonomy places the organism in Eukaryota, Metazoa, Chordata, Actinopteri, Siluriformes, Trichomycteridae.
AUGGGUCCGGUGCCACCGGGAAACACUGUGCGCAAGAAACAAGCAGCUGAUCAGCCACAGUGGAAACCUGAGUUUAUGGGUGAAGUUAAUAUGCAUGUUUUUGAGGACUGGUGUGGAGGAUCUGUCGAUCAUCUAAAAAAGAAUGAAUUGUUCCCUCUUUUACCCCAUACACGCACCACGAUAAAGAAGCUUGCUGUUCAUCCCAGACGGAGUAACUAUGGACUGAGAAUCUUUGGAUACAUUCAUCCAUCAGUAAGUGGAGAAUAUAUUUUUGCCAUUGCCUCUGAUAAAAACUCUGAGUUCUGGCUUAGUGAUGAUGAAAGCAUUAAAAAUAUCAAACUUCUGGCGUACCUGGGCAAGACUGGAACAGAAUGGACCGCUCCAGGAGAGUUUGAGAAAUUUGCAUCCCAGUUGUCUCAGCCUGUACGGCUGGCAGAAGACAAGAGAUACUUCUUUGAAAUCAUCUACAAACAAAGUAAAGGAAUGGAUCACAUGGAAGCUGCUUGGCGCCUCAACAAUGACAGCUGUAGUUUUGAAAUUAUUUCAGCAAACCACCUGUCACUCUACGCUGAUGAGACUUUUCUGUUGUCGGGGAACACUGAUCACAUCCCCCUAACUGCAGCCAAUAAGAUCACAGGUUCUGAUGUGUCUGAGGUGGACAUGAUCAAAGAAGAUCCUCGAGAUCUUAUCUUCAAGAUUCCCCUGGUGAAGGAAUCUGAUCUGCAGGGUGUGUUUCCUGAAUGCAAUUACAAGCCACUUUAUUUAUUUGACAACCCGACCAUCGAGAGAUACGACGGUAUAAAUUAUGUUCGCUACUCUUCAGUGUAUCCCAAUGACCAUACGAGACUAUCCGAUGAUGACAUUGGGGCUCAGCUUUGUUUUUACAAAAAGGAUGAAACCUAUACAGAGAGUGGUGGAUUUGUUUCAUAUUUGGACCUCGAAGACAAAAGACAAAGAGAAAAAGGCAUUGAACCAGAAACACCCGUAACAGGGAGGCCAGACCUCAAACAGAUCUUGAAUGUCAGACCCGUGGAUUUCCAUUCAAAGCAGAAUGAUUUUGUCAUUCAUACCUGCAACAGAACUGGAAAUAUAAUCAUGCUGAGAAAAGAGGUCAUGCCUGUGGUCAAAAGCUUUAUGAGACGACUUCAAUCAAAGCCUGACAAUGAUCUGAUCCUGAAGCGAGUGCUCAAUGUGGAAAAGAAGGCGAAUUCUACUAAAGGCUACAGUCGCUACCUGCUAGAGCUGGAGAUGGAAAACGGACAGGGACAAAACGUUCUGAUCUCGAAGUAUUUCUACGCUACAAGUCAGAAGACAAAUGAGAAGCUGCCAGCUCUGUGCAGCCCGAAAGAUUUCUCCUGGAACCCAGAAGCAAAAGUUUCUGUUAUUAUGGCAGUGAAAAACCAGGGGAGAUGGGUCAAGCAUUUUAUUAAAGAGAUGGAGAACAUAUACAGAGCCACAGGAGACAAAAACUUUGAUGUCAUCAUUGUGGACUUCAGCAGCAUUGACAUCAACGUAGAGGAGGAACUAAAAAAGGCGGAUCUGCCAAGCUACAAGUUUAAGAGACUGCACAGAAACUUUGGUAGAUCACCUGGACUUCAAGCAGCAAUUGAACUUAUUGAAGACGACAACAGUAUUUUGUUCUUGUGUGACCUGCACCUCCACUUUCCAGUCUCAAUAAUAGACAGUGUGCGUAAACACUGCGUACCUGGAAAAAUGGUGUUUGCUCCUGUUCUGAUGAGACUGAACUGUGGAGCCACAAUGCAAGACCCUAAAGGUUUCUGGGAAACUCAAGGUUAUGGUCUGGUGGGAAUCUACAAAACAGACAUCGACCGAAUUGGUGGCAUGAACACUAAAGAAUUUACAGACAAGUGGGGAGGAGAGGACUGGGAGUUGCUGGACCGAAUCGUACUGCACAAGCUGGAGGUGGAACGACUGAGUAUUAGGAAUUUUUUACACUUCUUCCAUUCAAAACAGGGCAUGUGGAACACAGCUUAAGGAACAGACGGUGAAUGGGUGAAUGUUCAGGCUGUAGAUACUUACAGCCACGCUCAAUACCCUACAUGCACAGUGCCAGUUUAAGCCAUCUUUGUCCAGGUACAUGUUAGAGGAUAACAUGAGUUUCAGGAUUCAGUUUACUGGCCUCCACCAGCAGC